AUGCCCAGCGUAACCAGACUGCUCGUCACCCCCCUCGCCCCAACCUUUGCUGCUGAGGUGGAGGGCAUCGACUUUUCGAAACCAGUCGACGAUGCUCUGUUCGAAGAACUCCGUGCCACGCUGCAUAAGUACGGAGUGGUCAUUUUGAGAAAGACCGCGCUCGACGACGAAGGUGCGUUAGCUUUGGGUCGACGCUUCGGCGAGCUCGACAAUGUCAAGGCCCACCGCUCGGCCGGCCGCAAGUUCCGUAUCGAUAACGACGAGAUCUUCGACGUGGCCAACCUUGACGAGAAUGGUCAGAUCGUCACCGAAAAGGACCCCAACCGAACCGCCUCAGCCAACGGUAAUGCCCUAUGGCACGCUGAUGGGGCAUUCAACCCGCGACGCACGGGCGUCUCGAUCCUGAGAGCGGUCGAGCUGCCACCACCUAACACUGGUGGGCACACCGAAUAUCUCGACUCACGGACGGCCUACGAAGACCUACCGGAUGAGAAGAAGCGCGCGAUUGAAGGCCUCGUGGGGCGUAACUCACUCUUCCAUAACCGCAAGACAGCCAAUCCAGACUCUCCACUCUUCCGUGAUAUCGACCCGAUGAAGAUGCCCAUGGCCAAACACAAGAUCGUCCAGGAUCACCCCGAGACCGGCCGGAGAAAUCUCUAUGUGACAUCGUAUACGCACUCGAUUGAGGGAAUGGAAGUCGACGAAGGCCAGAAGCUACUCAAGGAGCUUUUCGAGCACCUACAACAGAAGAAAUACGUCUUCAGGCACGACUGGAAGGAUAACGGUGAUGUCGCUAUUUGGGACAAUACUGCGGUCUUGCACCGAGCAACCCACGGCGAGUAUGAAGGCAAGUACCGCAGAGACAUGAGGAGGAUCUCGGUCUUUGACAUGGGUCCCACCGCGUAUGGUGAGAAUGAUCCCUCUUCGUAUUGGCAGCAGGGCCUGCCGUGA
This is a messenger RNA of Fonsecaea erecta, 951 nucleotides long. RefSeq lists its product as hypothetical. Gene Ontology annotation, molecular function: oxidoreductase activity. The transcript has a single exon. The record is from RefSeq and is a predicted model, not a curated record. NCBI's taxonomy places the organism in Eukaryota, Fungi, Ascomycota, Eurotiomycetes, Chaetothyriales, Herpotrichiellaceae. Bases 1 to 951 code for a protein of 316 amino acids.